Molecule: messenger RNA, 1621 nt
Organism: Mytilus californianus (California mussel)
Lineage: Eukaryota; Metazoa; Mollusca; Bivalvia; Mytilida; Mytilidae
Product: cyclic nucleotide-binding domain-containing protein 2-like
Exons: 12
Coding region: 1-1524 (507 amino acids)
Source: RefSeq, a predicted model, not a curated record
AUGACAGGUCACAGUAUGACCUUCACUAAUGAGCAUAACCCAUACCGUAUAUCAAGAUACCGAUUCAGGCGUGCUGUUAAGACGGUACUGAUACUUUUAAGAGUCAUAAGAACAAAUGAGAACACGUCAAGAAAUGAAGUUUUGUCAUGGGCUCAUCAUGAUGAAUUAACAACAAAGAGAAUAUAUGGACUCCAUGGUCUCAGCUUUGAUCCUGGCGACUAUGCAUGCAGAAAAGAGGAACGGCUUAGUAAUGAAGCAAUAACUAUACUCAGUAUGAACCCGGAGGAAAGAACAGAAGAACAAUGCAAGCUCGCUUUAUUGGCUUUAAACCAUACUGUAAAAGCCUUUGGAGAAUUUCCUAAAGCAAUGCAGAAAUCUCUGGUACGAGUUGGCUGGUAUGAGAAAUAUGAAGACAAGAGAGUCAUUAUUCGACAGGGCCAUGUUGCAGAUAAUUUUUACUUCAUUUUAUCAGGAAACGCUAUUGUUACUUUGAUGGAAACAGAUGAUGAAACAGAAGAUGAAGUAGUAAGAACUAAGGCUGUGCUGAAGAAAGGGAACAGUUUUGGGGAAUUGGCUUUGAUGCAUGGUUCCAGAAGAACUGCAACGGUGACGUGUAAAAGUGAAGUUGAACUGUUGGCAGUAUGGCGGGAAGAUUUUGUUGAUAUUUUUAUGCCCCAUACAUAUGAAAAGGAACCAGAGCAUAUAAAGUUUUUGAGAACUGUAACUUCGCUCAGUGGUUGGCCUAUUCACAAGCUACCUUACCACGAUCCGAAAAUAUGCUGUUUUACCUACUUUAGACGAGGCGUAUUACUUUGUCGGAACAGUAACAUGUCAGAAUGGAUUUACAUUAUCAAGUCGGGAAGUUGUCGAGUCCUAACAGAGCUGCAUGAUACAAAGCCAUUGUCUAAGUUUCAAUUUGAUAUGGUCAAAGUUCCACGUUUAGAUACAGUAAAAUCUCUUUCCAGACAAGACGAACUAACACAUUACAAAAAAAAGUCGACCAGAUGCUCAUCAGAGAAUAUAGUGAAGAUAUUAAGAGGGCCCUUAUGCGUGGAUAAGGCAAAUAUUGAUGAACACAAAAGAUAUCUUGAUGCGAUUUAUGAACUUCAUAAACAUAAACUUAAUAAUGGAAGUAGACAUAGAAAGAAUCUGAAUCAUCACAAAAAUGAGAGCGCUUGCAGCUCUGCCUCUGAUCGGUACACAAGUGUUUUUGUUCAUAUACAGACUUUAGGACCAAGGGACGUAUAUGGUCUAGAACAUAUAGCUUUUGGAAAGUUUUCAAAAACCACAAGCACAACAUUGGUAUCUGAUGGAGCGGAGUGUAUACUUAUUAGCAAGAAGUUUUUAAUGCAACAUCUUACAGACGAUGAAAUAAAGAAACUUCGAAAUAACAUACAACCUCUACCUUCUGAAGAGCAUCUUCAACAGAAACUACAAGACACUACAAACUGGUUGGCAUACAAAACACUUACAAUCAACAAUCAAGUUUUAAACAACAAGUUACGAAAUGAAUGUUUAGCAUGAUUAUUGUUUAAAACUUCAAACCGUACGAAUCGAUUCAGCUUAAACAUUUAAGUAACACAUUGAUUUAAAUGUGCUAUUGCAUAAACCUGGCAUAAAA